Candidula unifasciata is the source of this 1254-nucleotide messenger RNA. NCBI's taxonomy places the organism in Eukaryota, Metazoa, Mollusca, Gastropoda, Stylommatophora, Geomitridae. The record is from the annotation of a GenBank genome assembly.
AUGGCGUCUGUGGGGCUGACGUGCAGACUUCUGCCUCUGUUUGUAGCCUUUUGGUUAAUAAUUGACACAGAGACACUUGAGGACUUCACUGGAAAUAACGUCAUGGGUCAGAAAGAAGUGAUGACACAAGGAGCAUCUGGUCCUAUGUGCAAGAGGUACAUAUGUGUCCAUCCAGCCACUUGUGUCAACGACACAUGCGUCUGUCCACCUGGCCUGAAAGGAGACGGCCGAAUUGGAUGUUUCAGUAACGACUCAUUUAUAGCGCAGGUAGUAGGAGACCCGGUGAUGACAACAUAUGACGGUGAGCGUGCCCAUCUUCCGUUUCCCUGCAGGUUCAAACUCACACAUGUCAUCACCCCUCACUACAUGGCCUCGUCUGGUGGCACGUGCGAGAUUCAGGUGUUUGGACUCAACUACUUCACCCAAGGCGGCUACUACGUCAUGGGCUUCGACUGUCUCAUCAAGAUCACGGACAACGAUCGACCUGAGGCAGUGGGCAGGCUCAGUCUCAGGAAGUUUGGAGUGGAGAUUAAUGGCGAAUGGAGAUACCUGGUUCAGGGGAAGGAUAACACAGAGACCCUUACUCCCUGGGGAGCGCCAUCAGUGCUCAGUUUCUUAGACACACGUAUCAACAGCACGUUUGACGAAGAGCACAACUUUGGUAAAGUGGAUGCUGAAGAGUGCGGAUUUCAGCUGCGGUUCCGGGCCUUUGUUCGCCGAUCUCACCAGCUUCCUGGCAUUGUAGUUAGUGUGAAAAAUAGACCAGGCCUAAUAUUUGUCAACGAAAACAAUACGCUCUGUUCUAGUCCUUUUCACGUCACCGGGCCAUUCCUUAGUAACCUGAAACGGAAACUGAAUUUGACAAAGGUGGAAACCCUGCUCUACAUUGCGCUGAAGCAGAAUACAAGACAGGAUUUUGGAUUUGGAGCUGUACCCUGCAGCGUUGCUGGUAAAGAGUUCCUGAGAGUAUGCGACACAACUCGUGAGAAGGCCUUCGCCCUCAAGAUGUGCUCGUUCCUCUACGUGAACAAGAAAACCGCCCAAUGUCUGCUUUCUGACGAGUUUGGAGAAUCCACAGGUUCCACAUUCGGAAUGUGUGUACAAGCCAUGUGCUCAGAACAUGCCGGCCUGUGUAGUGACGUCAGAGAUGAACUUCAGAUAUAUGGCUGCCCCAUUCCAGAACCAUUUGCAAAUCUAAACUGUUCUUUGAUAGGAAUCACCAAGUUUUAUUACUACCCAAAUGAAAUUGAUUAA